CAAGGUGUGAUCAGGUGGCUUAUCCUUCCUAUUAGGCAGUGUUGUGAUGGACACUCAACCCCUCUGGGUAGCUCUCCAGUCUAACUUUUCAAAGAGUGGGAACUGACCCAAGCCAAGUCAUGGAAAACAGCUGGAGAAAACCUCAUCCUGCCUCCCCUCGCAAUUGUAACUGAGUUCAGCUUUUGCUUUCCCUUCCUAGGACCCAGCCUCGGGAUGAGCCACACCGCUGCUGGGUUCCAGUUAUACCCUGGAGUGGGGUGAUGUGUUCCCAACACAGGGUUACUGACUGCUGUCUAGGUACAUCAGGAUCCUUUGGGAUGAAAGGGGCCUCGUCCCUGCAGAGGACGUGGCAAGCUGAUCUCACGCUGGGAGCAGUCCUGGCGGAGGCAGGACAGCAUCCAGACCCACAGUACGUCGGGGCUUCUGCCAGCAGGAGAGUUGCGGUUGUUGCUUCAGAGGCGGCUCUGCUAAUUUUGGACGAGUGACCUGCUGACCCUGACGUUUUUGGGCUGGGACUUUGAGAUGUAGCAGGGCUCGGGAUGCCACCGUGCUCUGCAGGGACUCGCACUCUGUGCUGACUUGCCUCACUGCAGAGGACACCCCAAGGGACACCGGGAGGUGGGUGCUCCCCAUCCUGGCUCUGGAUGUGCACCGCAUUGCUCAGGGGGCGAAGGUACAGCUGGAUGACGCUGAGGAUGUGCUAUGGAGCCGGGAUUCAACUGCUCUGAGCUCUGUGAUGGCAGCUCCAGUUUUGGCAACCAGGAGCAGCAGCAGCAGGUGCUGCAGGAGCUCUGCACUGUCACAGUGACAUCUUCUGAUCGCAGUGGGAAGAGCUCCCCAUCCUUCUCCACUGCUCUCCUGGGAGUUGUGUGGACAUUCCUGACCGGAGGAGUCCUGCUAGCGCUCUUCUUUCUCGUCUUCACAAUUCGCUUCAGGAAAAACAGGAUUGUGAAGAUGUCCAGCCCCAAUCUGAACAUUGUGACCUUGCUGGGCAGUGGCUUGACUUACACUAGUGCUUACCUCUUUGGGAUUCAGGAGCAGAGCCUACCAUCUGGAGACUCUGUGGAAAAGCUUAUUCAGGUACGGCUCUGCCUGCUCUGCGUGGGAACCUCCCUGGUGUUUGGCCCCAUCCUGGGGAAAAGCUGGCGGCUCUACAAGGUGUUCACCCAGCGGGUGCCGGACAAGCGGGUGAUUAUCAAAGACCUCCAGUUGUUGGCAAUGGUGGCAGUGCUGGUGCUGGCAGAUGCUGUGCUGCUCUUGACGUGGGUAUUCUCUGAUCCAGUCCAGUGUUUCCGAAGCCUCAGCUUCUCACUGCGGGCGACAGAGAAAGGCAUGACCUGCUCAGUGAGCCGGGUACAGUCCUGUGCAUCUCUUUAUUCCGAUCUUUGGCUCAUUCUCAUUUUAGGGUUUAAGAGUAUCCUCCUGCUGUAUGGGACCUACUUGGCCGGUCUGACCAACAAUGUCAGCUCCCCGCCAGUCAACCAGUCCUUGACGCUCAUCGUCGGGGUUAACCUCGUUUUCCUGGUUGCCGGCACUAUCUGCUUAGUUCACCGUUUCUUCCGCACUUGGCACAACUUGCUGUUUGGUUUUACCUCUGGAGGCAUCUUUGUGUGUACAACCACGAUCAACUGCUUCAUCUUUGUCCCCCAGCUUAAGCAGUGGAAAGCCUUUGAAGAAGAAAGCCAAACUGUGAGCCACAUGGCAAAAUAUUUCAGCAGUCCAAGCAGGAGCUGCCGCUCGGUGUACAGCGAGGAGCAGUUUUACCAGCUGAUAGGAGAGAAAAACUCCAUGAAGCGGCUGCUCACCGAGAAAAACGCUGUGAUUGAAAGCCUGCAAGAGCAAGUGACCAGCGCCAAGGAGAAGCUGAUGAGGCUGAUGUCUGCAGAGAGCAGCUGUGACCCCCAUGCACCACCAGCAGCUACCUGCACCUGGAGUGCAGGGCAGCGUGUGGAUGCACCGGGGGAGCGCUGCCCUCCAGAUCCAGAGCAGGAUGGGUGGCAGCAUCCCCACUUGCUGGGUACACCACCUCUUUGCAGUGGUGCUCAGGACCUCCAGAAACAUGGAAGCCACAAGCCUGCUUGCUCUCAGACACUGCUUUUUGACAUGGGAGGCAGCCUUGAAUGUGACCUGAAAGACACCCAGGAGCAUGGGACACCUGUGGGGCAGGGGCAGCCUCCAGCACAGCUACCAGGCCAGGACAUCUCAGCUGGCGUGGCCUGGGAGUCGUCCCCCAAAGUCAGCUAUGUCAGCAGCGAGAAGCUGUGGGAAAUCUUGCAAGAGCUGAGUCUGGAUAGCAAAACCUACAGCCCAGCCUUACCUGGGCGGCCCCCACGCGGCAGCCAAGGCCCCCCAGGUGAGCAAGGAGGAACGUGGGGGGCCCAGGAGGGCUACCCAGGCAUCCACACACCCCUCAGCCCCUACCUGGCAAGGCGGCGGCGGAGGAUCCUGCUGCCCCCUGCCUCCACCUGCUUCCCUGGGCAUGUGUCCCCUCAUGCCGGCCGUGGGGUGAAGGAGGCAGGUGGCUGGGGCUGUGGGGAGUCAGCACAUAUCUUCCUGGGGAGGGAAGAAGAGAUGGCUGACGGAGGGCUCCUUCACUCACCAGCACCGUCCCCUCCAGCCAUCUCUGGGGAGGUCUGCCUCCAGCCAGAGGGAUGGCCAGGAUGGCUGGAGUCCCAGGGUGCUUCCCAGCACAUCCAUCAGGAGAAGCAGCAGCAGCGGCGGCAGAGUGCCCCGAGGGGACGUGCUGAGCCCUCCCUGCACUCGCUGUACUAUUACCCAGACUCUGACUCCAGCAGCAGCAGCUCCGAGGAGAUGUUUCACGGCUGCCACCGGCCCUGCUGCGAGGUCUGCUUCCAGAGCCCACGCAGCUCCCUGGGCAGCAGUAGCACAGACAUGGACGUAGAGCCCAGCGGGCAUGUGGGCCACCGGACAGAGCACCACAGCGGCCUCCAGCCCAUGGUGAAUUUCAAAGAAGAUCUGAAGCCCACCUUUGUGUGACCGGGAGCACUCCUGCACCAAAGGCAAGUGCCCUCCCACCCCCGAAACACUGCGUGUUUUCAGCAAUGCUAAAGCCACGCAUCCCUCUGAGGGAUGUGUGUUGCUCUGGCAUCUGGGGGUCAGGAAUAAGUCUUGCCCUGCUUUGGGUUGCUGUUUCAGCCCCAGCCUCUCAGCAGUGACUGCCGACCACAUUUGGCCAAGAGGUGGUUGGCACUUGGUGGGGUGGCAGUGGUUUUGUCCUGGCUGCUCUGGGCAGCUGCUGGCACCCUGCAGAUACCCGGCAUGUCGGUCUAUCCCAGUGACAGCAGCAGAAAGACUGGGGCUGAGUGGCCUGCAAGACCCCAAACUUCAUCAUCUCAGAGGGCUUUCCCUGCAAGCACUGGGUGAUUCAUGCUGGAGGGGAGCAGCACCACAUCUCAGAAACGUGGCCUGUUGCACACAGGAGACGGACAUACAGAGUACUUCUUCCCUGAGGCUGCUAAUGCUGAGCCUCCCAUGAGCAUCACACCCAGCUGGAGGUGGGAGACAGACAGACACCAGGAAUGCUCACAGGCUGCCUCUCGCCUGGGGCAUGCUGCUCCCUCAGCAAAGCAAGGACCUCGGAGCGGGGUGAUCGCAGAAGACAUUUGGGGUGGUUUUUUUGGUAGCAUCUGAGUGAGAAAAUGGAGUCUAAAGGUGACAUCCCUGGAGGUGUCAUUGCAUUUUGUGUAGUUCGAUUGCAUGGUCAUAGGUGAGACUCAGGUCAGAGCCAAAGGGAAAGGCAAACUAGCAAUCGUAAAAGAUGAUCUGAAAAGGUUUUUCAUUUUUCUUUUCUUUUUUCCUUUGUUUUUCUGGGGCUUGUGCCCUUCUGUAUGCCUUUGUAUGGAGGACGUAGUCUGGAAUAAGGUUUGUUUAAAUUAA
Phalacrocorax carbo (great cormorant) is the source of this 3897-nucleotide messenger RNA. The record is from RefSeq and is a predicted model, not a curated record. Lineage: Eukaryota; Metazoa; Chordata; Aves; Suliformes; Phalacrocoracidae.